GUGUUCGGCGGAUGUGGAGCCGUGGUCCUGAUGUGGAUGUGGAGCCGACGCUCGCUCUCGAAGACCGACGCCGCUCUCGUGGCGUCUCCAGAACAGGUGGCGCGGCCCGGCGCUGAUGACCUGGAAGGCAACCAGACCUCGCUCCUGGCCCAGGCGUCGAUUGCCGAAGGUCCCCGUCCCAACAUCGCAGACCUGUUCGAGGGAAUAUCGGGCAAGUACCCGGGUGAGGAUUUGGGGGUGAUGGUGUCCGGGCCCGAGAGUCUUCAGGAUAGUGUGGCGGAAGCAUGCCGCAACCGCAACUUCAAGUACUGUAACACGCGCUUCCAGUUCUACUCCAUCAGCUUCGAUCUGUAGGGCGUGGCGUCAGCCUCUCGUAAGGAUUGGGAUCUUGUCUGUAUAAAGCUUUCAAACGGACAUAAAUCUCGGCAUUGUUUGGAAGAGCUGUUGAAGAAUAAGAAGCCGAGGAAGAUAGGUCUGAACCUGCGUAUAGCAAAUCUACAGAGCUUCAAUUUUCAAGUAGACAAUAUUCGACAGACCAGUAAAAAGGACUGAGAAGCAAGGCAUGCGAGGACGAAUUGCACAUAGAUUCUUGAUCAACGAGGGAAAAUUUAUCCACUACAACAGCACUUUCAAUCGGUCAAUGUGGAUAAACAUGUGAGAUUGGAGGAAUAAGCUGGCCAGGAUGUAUAGUAUCUACUGGCUUGACGCAAUUAGGUGGAGGCAGAACAGUUGGAACGGCUGACGAAUGUAAUGACUCUGCGGACUUACAACACGGUGACAUGCAAAAGACGGCAUGACAGCGCUCGCGGGGCGUGAAAGUAUAUCGUUGCAAGAAUAAGGCGCGAGGGGUGUGUAAACAUUGUGCAGAAUAAAGCUAAUAUUGUCUUAUUUGUGUAAAAAAUAUUAAAAUUACAAUAGGGAGUGGAAAAUCUGAUGAUCUUCGAAUCUUUGAGCUUGCAACAGAUUGCUCCUAGCAAAGUUAGCUAAGUAAGAAUUCAGGCGCUAGAGUGAGUCGGGAGCACCAUCAGUACAUCUCAUUGACAACCCUCAGUAUCAUAAGUUUUGUUACAUUCCUAAAGAUCUGCUUAUCU
Molecule: messenger RNA, 1091 nt
Organism: Marchantia polymorpha subsp. ruderalis
Lineage: Eukaryota; Viridiplantae; Streptophyta; Marchantiopsida; Marchantiales; Marchantiaceae
Source: the annotation of a GenBank genome assembly